AUGGAUCAAACCUAUCCUGAACUCAGUUGGAAUCAGACAUCGCCUGGAACAUGGCAGCGCAGCAUCGACGAGGUCGAGGAGUUCUACUCCGCCAUGCCGGUGCUGUACGGGGGCAGCGGUCUCAUGUUCUUCGCCAUCACCGGCCAUGUCUCCCUGACCUUUGACAUCACCGGGAUCAGCGACCUUUCCGAUGCCAGUAGACGCGUUGACCAAGCUCUGAAGAAUGCCUGGCUGACUCUGCGUUAUGACCAUCCUACCAUCGCCUCGCAGGUCAAUCGGGACCUUGCCACAGGGAAAUGGACAAAGACCUACCGGUAUUUCAAAGACAAGGCCGAUCAGCAGUCCUGGAUCGACAAGACCCUUGUCCACACUUCUAGCGGACAAACUGGCGUGCAAUGGGCCAACUCACAGCCACCAGCACCAAAGGUUCCAACCCUCUUCGUCCUCAGCCCGCUGUCUGACGGUGCCGGCGUUAUACGCCGCGACCUCGUCCUCCGCUCACCCCACGACAUCAUAGACGGCAUCGGCACCCUCACCCUCAUCAACAACCUCAUCGCCCGCGCCUCAACAGCAUUCUCCUCAGGCGAUGCCUACAUUCUCCCCACCUUUGACGGCUCCGAGGCCGCAAACCUCAGCCCGCCCUAUCGCAUCGCCGCCAACGUCCCACCAACCCUCACCGACGCCCAGAACCAGCGCCUAGCCGACAUGGCCGCCCAGAAAUCCGCCGCGAUGAACGCCCCCGCCGGCAUCGAAAUCAUCGACAUGCCCUAUCGACGCGGCAAACUCGUUCCCGGCCGCCACCAGCGCGUCGCCGUCACCCUCACAAGAGAGCAGACCGCCCGCCUCACCGCGGCGUGCAAGUCCGCCGACGCGACCGUCACGCACGCCUUCCACGCCGCCAUCGCCCUCGUCAUGCGCGACCUCCAGCCUCGACAGAAACGCGGUCCCGAGCCCAAGCGGGUGCGCUACGUCAACUACAUCCUUCGCAACGAGCGCGCAAGCUGCCAGCCGCCGUAUAACUCCGCCAAGCACCCUGCCGCGCUGUACCACUCCGUCCCCGGCCAGAGCCUGGUCGUCGACAUGGACCUUCCCACCGCAGGCGACGAUGCCAGGCCACCCCGUGAAGACGAGUUCCUCCCCGUCGUCCAGCUGAUGAAGGACUUCUAUCACGGCGUCAAGGACGACAAGGAACACUACGCCCUCGCGCCCACCAUAUGGGCCGCCGGAAACCCGGUAGUACCAAUCUCACCCGAACACCUCCCCGUGCCGCCCCCCAAAGAACAUCCUUCCGUAUCAAUCUCCAGCAUGGGCCGUGUCGACGGCAUCAUCUCCCCAAAGACGGGCGCCAUCGAGGCCUACGAUCCGUGGGUGACCGGCGAGGAGUUGGGCAACGGCCUGGGUCUCUUCCUGGGUACGUUCAGGGGCGAGCUCUGUCUCAGCGCCGCGUUCAACGACGCUUGGCACACCGAAGCUGAUGUCUUGGACUUUUUAAAACGCUGCGAGACUGUUGUUUUCCGUGGUUUAGGCCUCUCAAGUGAUUGA
Colletotrichum orchidophilum is the source of this 1542-nucleotide messenger RNA. RefSeq lists its product as uncharacterized. The coding region runs from base 1 to 1542 and encodes 513 amino acids. The transcript has a single exon. Lineage: Eukaryota; Fungi; Ascomycota; Sordariomycetes; Glomerellales; Glomerellaceae. The record is from RefSeq and is a predicted model, not a curated record.